AUGCCGGCCGUGUUGGCGACGAUGCGCCGGAAACAAAUAAAACCGACAUCCACGACCGCCCCCAUUUCAUACUCUGCUUCUUCCUCCUCGUCAUCCUCGUUCUAUCCGUCCUCGCUGAGCAGCAGUUCAUACUCCGACAGCUUCUCCUCAGGCUUGCGCUCUCGUUCGUCGCCAUACCGGCCGCGGGACCAUCUCGAGCGUCUGAUCCUCAAGCACGGCUACCCCACUCCGGUCUCCCUGUCCUCCCUGCGGGAUUUGACGAGCACCUCCUCCACAUAUAGCCCGCCCACGCCUCCGAGACGCUCUCGUCGCCCGGAUCCAAAUCCGAUCGACGCUUUCGAGUCGCUCUCCCUCUCCUCAUCGACCCGUCCCAUCCCCAUCCCCAGGCGCCGCCACGGCCUGGACGACAACCACGAUCUCCCUGUGACUCCGCUCACUGGGCGCUUCGAGCACGACGACUACCUCGAAGACUGGGAGCGUGCCUCGCUAUCCGCUAAAUCUAGGCACCUCCGCUCGCCCCGGUCGACCCGUCUCAGCCGCUAUCAUCCAAGCAUGCGCUCCGAUAACUCACCUUUCUGCUCGCCAGUUGGUUCACCCACCAUGUCUCCGCGCUGCCCCAGCUCCCCGCAGCCUUCGCAUUCGCGCACCCAAAAUCCAGCCAAGUCCAUGCCGGGCUUCCACCUCGGCACCCUGCCACGCUUCCACCCGGCCGUCUACCAGUCCAGCACCGGCGGGCCCACGGUGGCGGGCCAGCCGCCGUCUCCGCGGCAGUCCCGGCAACACAACUACCGCACGUCGUCGGGGUCGCGCGACAUGAAAUGGCAGUACCGGGACCUGCGCGAUAGCGUCACGCAAAGCCCGUCGGCUCCGCGCCUGGAUCCUCUGCGCAGUCCGGGCCCCGUCACACCGCUGGCCCUAGAAUCCGGUGACUACCUGGCUGUCGGCUCCGCCGGCAAGGCCAGCCACCACACCUCUCGUGACGGCGCAGGACUCUACUCGGGCCCAUCGCCCGACUUGAUUGAGAAACUCAUUGCACGCGAGAAUGAGAAGGCUCGGCAGAAGAAUCGCAAAUCCGCCAAGGGUCGAUGA
Molecule: messenger RNA, 1089 nt
Organism: Penicillium canariense
Lineage: Eukaryota; Fungi; Ascomycota; Eurotiomycetes; Eurotiales; Aspergillaceae
Exons: 3
Coding region: 1-1089 (362 amino acids)
Source: RefSeq, a predicted model, not a curated record